This is a messenger RNA of Vicia villosa (hairy vetch), 1343 nucleotides long. Its product is annotated as large ribosomal subunit protein uL4c. Gene Ontology annotation, molecular function: structural constituent of ribosome. Gene Ontology annotation, biological process: translation. The record is from RefSeq and is a predicted model, not a curated record. Bases 104 to 1018 code for a protein of 304 amino acids. Gene Ontology annotation, cellular component: ribosome. The transcript is spliced from 2 exons. Lineage: Eukaryota; Viridiplantae; Streptophyta; Magnoliopsida; Fabales; Fabaceae.
AAACAAAAACGUUACCAAAACCAAUCAAUUUUGAAGAGAUAGGAUAGAAUAGAAGAAGAUAGAACACAGAAAGCAAACUCAGUUUUUUCCCACCGAACUCAAAAUGGCUUCACUCUCCACACUAACCCCAACUCCAACUUCUCUCUCUUUCUUCUCUUCUCCACUCUUCAUCUCUAAUCCUUCAACUCAUUCCAAACUCAAAUUCAAAUUCUUCCCUAAUUCAAAUUCAAAUUCAAAUUCACAUUCAACUUCUCUUUCAAUCUCUUGCAAACUCGCCACGCUUCCUCUCCUCUCCUUCUCCGGCGAAAAAGUCGGCGAAACCACCCUCGACAUCAAAACCGCCGCACCAGACACCUCCCGCGCCGUCGUCCACCGCGCCAUUAUCCACGACCUCCAAAACAAGCGUCGCGGCACCGCUUCCACACUAACCCGCGGCGAAGUCAGAGGCGGUGGCCGAAAGCCCUACGGUCAAAAGAAAACCGGCCGAGCACGUCAGGGUUCCAUUCGUACUCCGCUCAGACCGGGCGGAGGUGUGAUUUUCGGUCCGAAGCCGCGUGACUGGAGUAUUAAGAUUAACAAGAAGGAGAAGAGGCUUGCGAUAUCGACAGCGGUGGCGAGUGCGGCUGUGAAUACUAUUGUGGUGGAGGAAUUUGGAGCGGAGUUUGAGGGGAGUCCGAAGACGAAGGAUUUCAUUGCGGCUAUGAAGAGAUGGGGACUGGAUCCGGUGAAGAAAGCGACGUUUCUGAUGACGGAGGUUUCGGAGAAUGUGUUGCUUGCUAGUAGGAAUAUUGGGAGUUUGAAGAUAUUGACGCCGAGGACGCUGAAUUUGUUUGAUAUUUUGAAUGCGGAGAAGAUUGUGCUUACACCGGCUGCUGUGGAUUAUUUGAAUAACAGGUAUGGGUUUAGUGAUCAAGAUGAUGGUGGCUAUGAUGAAGAAGAGGGUGACAUUGUAGAAGAAGUAGUAGAGGAUGGUCAAGAAGGACCGGACGCAGAAGAAAGUACCGGUGUUGUGAAUUGAUGACUUAAAGUCGUAACAUUUUAUAGAGGAUACCACUGAUAUGGGUUAUGGAAGGUUCGAAGUCUUGUCUGUACCAAUAUUUGCAUGUUUUCCUUUCUAUCACUUAGGACCCUAAUCCAGAUAGCAUGUAAGGAUAUUUAUGUUUGGCUUCCUUCCAAUCAUAUUAUGUUUGUAGUACCUACCUAGUAAUAAUUUCUUUAAUCAAUUUUUGCUUGUAAUCUCCCUUGUGCAAAUGUAUGUAUAUGGAAUUGUUUUGAAUCAAUAUUGUUGCAUGUAAUUCCUUUUUAAUUAAGAAGUUAUUGAAGGCUGCUGCUAGUUUAAGUCA